This is a messenger RNA of Talpa occidentalis (Iberian mole), 602 nucleotides long. RefSeq names its product prefoldin subunit 5 (gene PFDN5). The record is from RefSeq and is a predicted model, not a curated record. Bases 31 to 495 code for a protein of 154 amino acids. Lineage: Eukaryota; Metazoa; Chordata; Mammalia; Eulipotyphla; Talpidae. Gene Ontology annotation, cellular component: cytoplasm; prefoldin complex. The transcript has 6 exons. Gene Ontology annotation, biological process: protein folding; regulation of DNA-templated transcription.
ACUUCCGCGUCGGUAGUCCUCCUUCCCAACAUGGCGCAGUCAGUUAACAUCACCGAGCUGAAUCUGCCGCAGCUAGAAAUGCUCAAGAACCAGCUGGACCAGGAAGUGGAGUUCUUAUCCACGUCCAUUGCCCAGCUCAAGGUGGUCCAGACCAAGUAUGUGGAAGCCAAGGACUGUCUGAACGUGCUGAACAAGACCAACGAGGGGAAAGAAUUACUCGUCCCUUUGACAAGUUCUAUGUAUGUUCCUGGGAAGCUACAUGAUGUGGAACAUGUACUCAUCGAUGUGGGAACUGGCUACUAUGUAGAGAAGACAGCUGAGGAUGCCAAGGAGUUCUUCAAGAGGAAGAUAGACUUCCUCACCAAGCAAAUGGAGAAAAUCCAGCCAGCUUUACAGGAGAAGCAUGCCAUGAAACAGGCUGUCAUGGAGAUGAUGAGCCAGAAGAUUCAGCAGCUCACAGCGUUGGGGGCAAAUCAAGCUACUGCUAAGGCCUGAAACUUGUUUUCAGAAAUGGGGCCUGGGACUUUUGGGAGUGAAUUCCUAGAGUUGGGGAAGAAAUGGUGCUUAUGUUUCAUGCUAAUAAAUGUGUCAGCUGGGCAGAA